CUGGAACGAAGCCUCGUCUCGACUCGUCCAGCACCCGUAUCGACAACUGACCAGCCAUGCCCCGUGCUCCCAGGAACUGCUCCAAGACCACUAAGGUCCCCCGUCGUCCUUUCGAGUCCGCUCGUCUCGACGCCGAGCUUAAGCUCGCCGGUGAAUACGGUCUCCGCAACAAGCGUGAAAUCUGGCGUGUCAUGCUCACCCUCUCCAAGAUCCGUCGUGCUGCUCGUGAGCUCUUGACCUUGGAUGCCAAGGACCCCAAGCGUCUCUUCGAGGGUAACGCCUUGAUUCGCCGUUUGGUCCGCAUCGGUGUCUUGGACGAGUCUCGCAUGAAGCUCGAUUACGUCCUUGCCUUGAAGGUUGAGGACUUCAUGGAGCGUCGUCUCCAGACCCAGGUCUUCAAGCUCGGUUUGGCCAAGUCCAUCCACCACGCUCGUGUCCUCAUCCGUCAGCGCCACAUCCGCGUCGGCAAGCAGAUUGUCAACGUUCCUUCCUUCGUUGUCCGUCUCGACUCCCAGAAGCACAUCGACUUCGCCUUGACCUCCCCCUACGGUGGUGGUCGCCCUGGCCGUGUCAGGCGCAAGCGGUAAGACUACCUGUGUUUAUU
Molecule: messenger RNA, 604 nt
Organism: Saitoella complicata NRRL Y-17804
Lineage: Eukaryota; Fungi; Ascomycota; Saitoellomycetes; Saitoellales; Saitoellaceae
Product: 40S ribosomal protein S9
Exons: 3
Coding region: 57-587 (176 amino acids)
Biological process (GO): translation; positive regulation of translational fidelity
Cellular component (GO): cytosolic small ribosomal subunit
Molecular function (GO): rRNA binding; structural constituent of ribosome
Source: RefSeq, a predicted model, not a curated record